Molecule: messenger RNA, 414 nt
Organism: Heterostelium album PN500
Lineage: Eukaryota; Evosea; Eumycetozoa; Acytosteliales; Acytosteliaceae
Exons: 1
Coding region: 1-414 (137 amino acids)
Source: RefSeq, a predicted model, not a curated record
AUGACACCUUCUUCGACAUCCACAUUGAAACGUAACAACACACUGCCUUCGUUAAGUGCAAGCCUAUCUACCAGUCCAACAAGUCCAUUCAGCAAUGUAAAUAAAUCAGAUUCCGACGAAACGACAUCUACAAAUAUCAAUCUUAAUGAUAUCUUAAACAAUACAACAACAACAACAACAAGAUCAUCAACAAAAAUAUUUGAUAACAAUAAUAAUAGUUCAACAACAACGACAAGGAAUAACAGUGGUCAAUUAUAUUGCCCGAUAUGUCAGUGUAUACCGGUGAAUGGACACGUUUCGUUGUGUGGGCAUGUAUGUUGUUGGGAUUGUUGGAAUCAAUGGUUGUCUCUCAAACUUGAAUGUCCAAUCUGCAGAGAAAAGACCCGUCUCAAACAAAUAAAACCUGUAUCUUGA